AUGUCAAAGCCAACCGAAGUCGAAACCUCAUCCGUUGACACCCCGACAACAGAUUAUGAUUCAUCGUCAUCCAUCACGUCGCACUCAUGGGAAGCUGAGGCCAUCGUCGAACCACACCAAGGAUACAAAAAAGUUCUUGUGACUGGAGGUGCUGGAUUCAUUGGAAGCAGUGUUGCUGAGUUCCUCCUCAAACGAGGCGAUGAUGUUGUCAUUGUCGAUGAAAUGAAUGACUACUAUGAUGUAUCAUUCAAAGAGGCCAACCUCAAGCUCUUGCUGGACAAAUUUGGAUCCAAGAGGGUUUCCAUUUACAAGGGUGACAUCUGUGAUGCUACCCUCAUGACUGAUGUGUUUGAGACUCACAGACCUGAGUGGGUGUGCCACAUGGCUGCCAGAGCUGGUGUCAGGCCUUCCAUCAAUGAUCCCUACAUCUACAUUCACUCCAACAUUGAGGGAACAACAAGGUUGAUGGAGUUGAGCCACAGGUUUGGAGUCAAGAACUUUGUGUUUGCCUCGUCCUCUUCCGUGUAUGGUGGCUCCAAGAGCACCUUCUUCUCUGAGGAUGAAGUGGUGGACAACCCAGUCAGUCCCUAUGCAGCAAGCAAGAAGGCCUGUGAGCUGUUGGCAUACACCUACCAUCACUUGUACAAACUCAAUGUGACUGGUCUCAGGUUCUUCACUGUGUAUGGCCCACGAGGUCGCCCGGACAUGGCUCCCUUCAAGUUUAUUGACAGGGUCUGCCGUGGUGUGGAGUUGCAGCAGUUUGGAGAUGGCUCCUCUUCCAGGGACUAUACCUACAUUUCCGAUAUUGUGGAUGGCGUUGUUCGGGCAUUGGAUCGUCCACACCCCUACCAAAUCUUCAACCUUGGUAAAGGGUCUGGCACCUCCUUGAAGGAGUUCAUUGAUUUGGUUCAGAAACACACUGGCAAGAAGGCCUUGAUCAAGGUAUUGCCAGACCAGCCAGGAGAUGUGCCCUACACUUGUGCUGAUGUGAGCAAGGCAGAGAGGAUGCUAGGAUACAGGUCAAGUGUGCCCUUUGAAGAGGGAAUCAGGCGCACUGCUGAGUGGUACAAGGAGGCAUUUUCUCACAAUGAUAUCAAGGUUUGCCCCGAGACACAGGCGAAUGGAUUGGGCAGAUCACCAUCAUUUGUUCAAAUUGUGGCCCCUGAGAUUAUGCAGUCUUAA
Seminavis robusta is the source of this 1182-nucleotide messenger RNA. NCBI's taxonomy places the organism in Eukaryota, Bacillariophyta, Bacillariophyceae, Naviculales, Naviculaceae. The record is from the annotation of a GenBank genome assembly.